UCUAAUACAACUUUAAUUGAUGAAAAAAUAAAACAAAAUGGAGAAAUGAUGGAAAAGGAUUUACAUAGAGUAAAGAGAGAUGGGGAUGAAGAAGAAGGAGGAGAAGACGAUGGUCAUGAAGGUGAUAAAGAAGACGAGAAUGGUUGGGGAAAUGGGGAUUGGGGAGAAGAAGAAGAAGAAGGAGCCGAUGAUUAUGGAGGUGAUAAAGAAGAUGGUGAUGAAGGGAAUGGUAAUUGGGGAGAAGGAGAGGAUAUUGGAGAAGAAGAAAAUAAGGAAAUUGAAUGUGAUGAAGAAAAUAAUAAAAAAGCUGAAAAAGAAUGGGGAAAGAAGAAUGGAAAAGGCAGCGGUGGGGGAAAUAAAAAUAUUUUUGCGAUUUCACAAGAUGUUAAGAAAGGAAAGGGUUCGAUUAUGCUUGUUAACAAAAACAGAAGAAAAAGACAAGCUGAUGAUGAUGGGGAACAGGAAGAUAAUGAAGGUGAAAAUGAAAUUGAUGAUAGCGAGAAGGAAGAAGCUGAUAAAAAUGAGGGUGGUCAUCACCCAAAGAAACAUGGUGGAAAUCAUAAUGAAUUUAGAGUUAAUCAACAUGUUGGGGGUUCUGGAGGGACAAUUACAAUUUAUAAUAAAAACCGAAAAAAGAGAAAUUUAAAUGAAAAUAAAAAAGAAAAAGAAGAAGAAAAUAAUGAUGAAAAUAAAAUUUUAAUUAAACAAAAUGUUGGGGAAAAGGGUGGAUUUCUUGGAAUUUAAAUGAAAAUUGGAAGAAGUGAAGAAGAUUAAAUAAAGAAUUGUGAAAUGAUUUAAAAGAAUUAAAUAUUAAUUGAUAUAU
Meloidogyne enterolobii is the source of this 823-nucleotide messenger RNA. NCBI's taxonomy places the organism in Eukaryota, Metazoa, Nematoda, Chromadorea, Rhabditida, Meloidogynidae. The record is from the annotation of a GenBank genome assembly.